Molecule: messenger RNA, 642 nt
Organism: Salvelinus namaycush (lake trout)
Lineage: Eukaryota; Metazoa; Chordata; Actinopteri; Salmoniformes; Salmonidae
Product: relaxin-3-like
Exons: 2
Coding region: 82-642 (186 amino acids)
Cellular component (GO): extracellular region
Molecular function (GO): hormone activity
Source: RefSeq, a predicted model, not a curated record
ACACACAGAACACCAGGACCACACACUAUAGGGUAACUUUAGUUCAUCUCUCUCACAAGGAAACCAGCUCUAAACUGAAAAAUGCUACCAAAGCUUUCUUUUGUCAUCCUUGUGUGUGUUGGUACUUUGUUAAUGUGUACAAGCACUCAAAGCCUAUCGAGAGACAAUGGGAUGAAACUGUGCGGCAGAGAGUUUAUAAGAGCCGUUAUCUUCACGUGCGGCGGGUCCCGUUGGAAACGGUCCUUAGAUGGAGACUUGGAUCUCUUCCAUGCCAGCUCCCAUAGUGAUGUCAGAGAGGGCGAGGACAGCAGACUCAACUGGCCUCAUGGUCUGGACCAGGCCGCAGUAGCAGACCACCCUCUCCAGCUCUCCUCCUCAUCCCCCACCCCCCUGGCUGAACUCCUCUCACUCCUGGAUGGAGUGGGGGACCAUAGGGGGUCCGCGGCCAACCUCGACCCCAGUGAAGAGCUCCAGAAUCAUGCAUUGGUGUUGGGAGGAGUGGUGGGAGCCAGAGAGUUGGCCAGGAGCCCCAGCAUCAAUUGGCAACGCCGCAUCAAGCGAAAGAGGAACUUUUCCUUGGGCGUAGCUGGCAUGUGCUGCAACCAGGGCUGCACUAAGAAUGACAUUGGGCGUCUGUGCUGA